Molecule: messenger RNA, 880 nt
Organism: Cajanus cajan (pigeon pea)
Lineage: Eukaryota; Viridiplantae; Streptophyta; Magnoliopsida; Fabales; Fabaceae
Cellular component (GO): cytoplasm
Molecular function (GO): protein-disulfide reductase activity
Source: RefSeq, a predicted model, not a curated record
UUUGGUUUCAUAACAUCAAUGACAUCCACAUGAAUAUGAGCCUUCUCAGAACCUUACAAUCUUCAAAUAACAAUAUCCAAAACUUUAAGAAAGACACUGGCUUAUCCAAUAUCCACAACUCAAGGAAAACUCUUCUGCACAUUUCAGCUAAGGUGUUUAUCUGUGAAGUAGCAUCAUGGCCUUGGAGAAUUGUGUGAGAGUUGCCACUGUAGGCACAGGUGCCAGACCCCAACAAUGUCUUCUUCAUCCAUUCAGCAAAAGGGAGAAGCUUGUUUUUCCCACUUUCGGAGGAUUCAAGAAAUCUUUGUCAAAAUCAACUUUAUCAAACGCAUCAUCUCUUUAUUCUGCUGCUGCUGGCAAGAACAGAAAAUCUCGUUUUAUCUGCAAAGCUCGUGAAGCGGUAAAUGAAGUGCGGGUAGUGACAGAUUCAAGCUGGAAUAGCCUUGUCAUUGAAAGUGAAACCCCGGUGCUGGUAGAUUUUUGGGCACCAUGGUGUGGACCAUGCAGGAUGAUAGCCCCUAUCAUUGAUGAGUUAGCAAAAGAGUAUGCUGGAAAAAUUGUAUGUUACAAGCUUAACACAGAUGACUGUCCCAACAUAGCCACACAGUACGGAAUCAGGAGCAUACCCACUGUUCUAUUCUUCAAAAAUGGAGAAAAGAAAGAAAGCAUAAUUGGUGCCGUUCCCAAGUCCACUUUGUCCGCAACAGUGGAGAAAUAUGCUGACAUAUAGAGUGGAUAAAAAAUGUCUAAGGAAUGCUUAAUGAUAAAUUAUGGACCAUCUUUCAUUUUAUGGUUUCAACACUUUAAAUAGUACUUUGUAUCCACAUUUUGUAAAGAUUACAUUGUAUAAAUUCCCGAUGGAGGAAAAUCUUCAGCUCCA